AUGUCUUACCCCCCUGGCUCCUGGCUUGGGGGGGAUGUUAUAUCUUCUAGGGCAUUUGGGGAAUCCAACUUCCCCGAGUCCUAUUUUCUGGAUGGAAACGACUCUGUCCCUUUUGCCGUGAACUCUGAAACUCACACUUCAGAUAAUUACCCAACUUCGAUAUCAGGGACCUUACCCAUAAGUAUUACAUCACCAAAUGGUAGGGCAUAUCUGAGUCAAUACUCUAAUCUGGAGUCCGUGUCUCAAACGAUUCAACCGCAGUUACAGUUACGCACUACUGCUUUUGACUCGCAGACCUGUAUACACCCCCAGAACAUGGCGAUCUCCAAUGGUUAUACCAGUACGCGAAUGGGACACCACCUCCAGAUCAGCACUCAACCUCAGAUCCAUCCAAUUCAUAGCCAUGAUCCUCAUGUACCAGAUGGUAUCGCACAUGCAAAUGCCACCAAUCGACCGUCAAGCCAAGAACCUAGCAAAAUGAAAGGAUUAAUGUGCCGUUGGGCCGGUUGUGUAUACGAUAAACCGUUCAACAGAUAUGAAGAUCUAUGGAGGCAUAUAAAGGAUCUUCAUCUUCCUCUGUCGUAUAAAUGUGGCGUCAAUGGCUGUUCUCUGGUGUGCAGCAGGAAAGACAAGCUGAAGAGACAUAUUGUCAAGUGCCAUCCUACUGUGGCAGAAACCUGGAAGUGGUGGGUGAUUGAACUUCCUUAA
This is a messenger RNA of Aspergillus tanneri, 708 nucleotides long. RefSeq lists its product as uncharacterized. The transcript has 2 exons. The coding region runs from base 1 to 708 and encodes 235 amino acids. The record is from RefSeq and is a predicted model, not a curated record. Lineage: Eukaryota; Fungi; Ascomycota; Eurotiomycetes; Eurotiales; Aspergillaceae.